GGCAGUUCAGUUUCCUCUCCUCCACCUGCUUGUCUUAAGAGGACACGAGCUUUUUUUUUUCUAACUCCAGCAUUGUAGCACAGACUUGGAAAGCUGAGCACGAAUGGCUCAUCACACAGCCGCAGCGGGAGUUUAACUAACUUCUUAAAGUCGAGGAUUUGUUUUCCUUCACCUUUCUCCUUUUCCCGUCUGACACAACUCUUCAAAACGUUGUAGUGGUUGUGCUGUACAGAAAAAAAAACUAAGGCAUUAGCACCUAUGGCAUGAGGGUUACCUGUAACUCUGAGACAAUGGCUUAGGAAUACUUCAACUCAUGUUCCGCUGACUAAUUAAAGAGGCGGUUGCUAAGAGAUGAUGAGCGGUGUGGCUGAGGCUCUGUGAUGUGCUUUUGUACCAAUCCUCGGUACUUGGGGUUUGUGAAUUGAAUUUGAAGCACUAAAGAGAAAAAAAGGCAACUAAAGUAGCAUGGCAACUUUAACAGACACCUGCCUAGUCAAGCCUGCGAGAAGCAGUAUCACCAAAGGGGACAGCGUCUCAUCUCUUAGUGUACCCUGGGCUGAAACCGAACAUCCAGAGACUGGGCAGUUAAACAUGCUGGAAAAAGCACGUGAAUUCUUUCAGAUAUGUGAUGUUGAAGAUAAAGGAUUCAUCACUCGGCGGGAUAUGCAGAGGCUUCAUGGAGAAUUCCCACUUAGUGCAGAUGAGCUGGAAAAUGUCUUUGACUCUCUGGAUGCUGACGGAAAUGGUUUCCUCACACUGGAGGAAUUUGCGUUUGGAUUCAGUGAAUUUCUGUGUGGAAGGAAGAUCUCGGUUAGUGAGUUGCAGGAGGAACAAAUAUCAGAUGAGCCAGAAACACUUUACCAAAAUCGAUGGGAAGAGAAGUUAGCCGGAGGGGAAGAUGAUGAAGAAAAGCAUUUCUGCAUGAUGAUGGAAAAGCUUGGUUCCAGCAACCUUUUUGAAGACCAAAAUGAAGUUAAAAGCCUAUGGGGACAUCUGAGAAAAAAUGAAGCUCAUCUUUUGUCAAACUUUGAAGAAUUUUUGUCCAGAGUGUCAUAUCAGAUUCAAGAGGCCAAUGAAGAAAAGAAGGAAAUGGAAAGUGCACUGAAGAGGAAGGUAGCUACCCAUGAUGAUGAAAUACAGCGCCUUUAUGAAGAAAUGGAGCAACAGAUCAAAAAUGAAAAAGAAAGGAUUCUUUUACAGGAUUCUGAGAAGUUCAUGUCUCGCAGUCAAGAUCUUGAGCAGCAGCUUUCCAGUAAAGAACUGGAGCUAGAACAAAUAAUCCAGAAGCAGAAAAGGCUAGAGCGGCAGUGUAAGGACCUGCAGAGCAUGCAACAAGAGACCAAGGUAGAGAAUGUAAAACUGAAGCACACAAACGAAGAGUUGGGGAAGGAGUUGGAGCGAACCUGUGAAGAACUGAUUCUAUCUCAAGAGCAACUGAAUUUGCUGCAGGAGGAGGCAGCCCGGCUACAUGAGGACAGGGAGAUUGAGCUGUAUAGGGUAACAGAGGGUUUGCAACGAGAAAGAGCAAGCCUACUUAAACAACUGGACCUGUUAAGGGAAAUGAACAAACAUUUGAGAGAUGAGCGUGAUAUGAGUUAUCAAAAACCAAAGAAUUCUGUCAAAAGUUCUUCACAGAACCAGAGAGCUGGAUCAAUUAUUGGUUUGUAUGUUGAAAGAAAGCAGUCACUGAAAAGUGAAGAUGAAGAUGACGUCUUUGCUAAUUCUAAGCGAAGAAAUUCUGGCACUUUGAAUGGUCACAACCAAGUAAACAAAGAUCCUGAUAACAAAUUGGCCAAGAAAAUACAUCUUCAAAGAAUCAUUUCAAUUGAAGAAGAUCAUCUACCCCAGUUCCUAGAGGCAGAGUAUGAGGUCCAGCUAAAUGAGUGGACAGAGGAAGAGGAAGAAGUAGAUGGAACAAAUCAAGAAUUGGUAGCCAAAGCAGACAGGGCUACUGAAGUAGAUUCAAAUGAAGUUAUUGACAAGCAGUCUGCUCAGGUUUCAAGCAGUGAAGCACCCUCAUCUCCAAGAGGGCAACCAGUUGGAAAGGAGACAGUCGGAAAUGAAGAAGGGACACUUUCCACCCCAGAUCGCAUGUUUAAAAUUGUGCUAGUUGGAAAUUCAAGUGUUGGGAAGACAUCCCUCUUGAGACGAUUCUGUGAUGGCUGUUUUUACCCAGGCACCUCUGCUACUGUAGGAAUUGACUACAGUGUAAAAACUGUCACAGUUGAUAGAAGCAAGGUGGCUCUCCAGUUGUGGGACACAGCAGGGCAAGAAAGAUACCGAAGCAUAACAAAGCAGUUUUUUCGAAAGGCUGAUGGAGUUGUUGUAAUAUAUGAUAUUACCUCUGAGUUGACCUUUACAUCAGUAAGACAAUGGCUGAGUAGUGUGCAGGAGGGAGCUGGAGACAAUAUUCCCAUCAUGUUGCUUGGAAACAAAACUGACAAUGAAAGUGAGCGAGAAGUUCAAAUGAAACUAGCGGAGCAGUUAGCCAAGGAUUCAGAUUUAAUUUUUUAUGAGUGCAGUGCAGUUUCUGGUCACAAUGUAAAAGAAUCCAUGCUUCAUUUGGCCAGACUUUUAAAGGAACAAGAAGAUAAGGAGAAAGAAAAGACGAUCCAACUAGCAGAUGAAAAUGCAAAGAAAAAGUCAUGUUGCAGCCGGCAGUGAAACUUUUUCAAGCAGCUCACACAGAUAUUUUACGUAAAAGAGCUCCAGAUGUUUGUUGUUUCUCUUGGGCACAAAGUGAUGUAAAUGUGUGCCAAGUACGUCCUGUACAGUGCUUUCUUUGUUUAUCACUGUUCACUACAAGAGUUUAUGAAUAUGAACUCUGUCAAUAAUCACUUUGAACUAUGUCAAAGCCAAGUCUUGUAAAGUAAAGCACUUAAAGUAAACUAUUAAUUCAAAAACACUGUUUUUUGACUAACUGUAAUAUAAUGAUUAUGUGCAGAGGGAAAAUGUAUAUAUACUGUACAUGUGUUCAGUGAUAUUAACAGAAGGUGAAGGCACUGACAUUUUAUUAAUAGGUAACUUAAUAUAAAAGAGAAAAAAAGAUAUGUUUUAGCAUUACUUUUUGGAAGCAACUGUGUGAAUUUAGAGUUGUUUACAUGUUCAAAGCAUAUAUGAUUUUAUGAAGAUUUUCUUAUUUUCGACAAUAUUAUUUGAUACAGUUCAGUUCCAGUUAAUGCGCUCCAUAUUUGUUUGGGUCCCAACUUUAUGGUGUUUCUGGUUUAAAGCACCACCUCCAAAAUAACUUAAUGCAUCGUACAGUAAAUGCGGACUUCUGCUAACAUUGCCUGAGUGUGUAACUUUGCAGUGAAGUUUUACAUAUUCAUUAAACCUUAAGGAGGAUAUCUCAUUUGGUGAGUUGUUUGAAGUUUACAACUCUAAUAUGAAUAAAAUUAAUGUUUAUGUAAAAUAUAAAAACAAAAAAAAAAAACACUGACAAUUCAAAUUGCAAAUUAAGACUUUGCAUUAAUCCUCUAAUUCAAGAAGUGAGAGUUUGUCUAGCUGUUUCAGACUCGCUUAUCUACAGGAACAGCACAUCUAAUGGAGUGCAGAGGUGAGCACAUCUUCUCAUGCUUGUUUUACUUUUUUCUGCAGACUUGUUUUCCCCCCACAGUCCAAAGGCAUGUUACUAGUUUAAAUAACAGCACCGAAUUGCCCUAAUGUGUGCCGUAAUGUCUCUUUGGCAUCAUUGUAUACACAUUAUAACAGUUUAUGUUUGUUUUUGUGGGUAUGUAUAUUUUUAUCAUAUUAUCCUGGUCAACACCAUUUUGUGUUUUUUUUUUUAAUGGUCUUUGCCACUUUGUGACAAUCCCUGCAUAGCCACUGCCAUAUUGGUUAUGGUUGCUAUUCCCAUGGCCGGUCAGUUGACACAAAGGGCACAUGAUGCUUUAUGACAUCAUGACCCACUUAUAUAUUACAUUAUAUAAGAUAGCAGUGUGCUACUGCAAAACGUUCUAGCCUUGAAUCCCUUUCCAUGUUUUCUGCAUUCUUUUUUGGAGAAAUGGAAGCUAGAAGGUGCUUUAGUGUCGAGGACUUUUUUUUGUUACUGGAUUUGUGUUUUGGAUUUUAUCAUUUGAUUUUCCAUCUGCCUCUUCUGGUAUGCCUAUCUUUUAGAUUUUAGUUUGUUCCUGUCCGCAUACUUGUCUAAUCUCUUGGUUAUUUACUUUUUAAUUUUAUUCCUGAAGACACUCACCUUUGUUACGUGUCCCAGUGAUGGACUGCUGUCCCUCCCAGAGUCAGUUACUGAUGUGCUUCCAUUCCUGUGACUAAAGAGAGUUUAGAAAAUGAAAGAAACUAAAUAAUGUCUUAGUGUUUAUUAAGCAAUGGUUGCGUCAUUUAUCAUCCAGCCGCACAAUUUCCAAAACCAUUUCUCCCAAGAUAUCAAGGCCUAUUGGCCAUAUGGCAUGAACCAAAUGUGAACUGUAAGCUGAUCUGCUGAAGGGCCCAUUCUCAUGCCAACUUUCACUCACACAGUGCUAAUUAGAGUCAACAUACAACAUAUUAUGUGCAUUUAUGAAAAGUGUGAUGUACAAGGAGAAAGUCCAUGUAAACUUGAGAAGAAUGUGGAAAAACCAUACAGAUGGUGAAGAGGCAAAACCCUUAGUCUAAAAAGGGAAGCGACUUCACCCAACAGUUAGUAUCUAAUCAUUUCUUAUCUUCUACUACUGUCAUACUAUAUCAGUUCAUGCUGGGCCCAUCCCAGAAAAUGAAUAUUUUGUAGUUAAACUAGCACUGUGGUACCUGCAGUGCCUCUGAAAACAGAUAUGCUCUGUUUGCUGAAAAUGUUUAUUGAGCAACAACCAAUUGAGAAUACUUGUGCUAAACCCUAAACCUGUGUCCAACAUAAGAACUCUCACUUUUCUCUGCUUCAGUAUAAUAUUGCAGACCCAGCUGUCAAACACUGUAAAUUCCAGCACAUCUGAGGACUUGUCUUUGUUACAUAAUACAUUUUAAAGUUGUGCAGUCAAUAAGACUUUCUGCAGCUGGACUUCUUAGCAGGCUAAAGCCUUCGUGCAGUGCUUUCGAAUGACAGGACUGCUGACAUCUAAAAUAUUUUUAAUGUGUCUCUUCAUGUUAUCCCAAAAUUGACAUUUGUGUUAAAGUCUUCUUCCUUCCAUUUUGAAGCUGACAUCAUCGAGUCUCUGUGCAUUUCAGAGGGGUGCUUGUAAUACUAAUUGAAGAUUUCUAGAGCUUCUAUAUACGCUAAGGUUCUUUCUUUCUCAUACUGCCUUAUCUAUCUAUGUUUGUGUGUGUCUGUGUCCGUCUAUGUAUCUUCAUGUGUGCUCAUGUUUUCGAGUUUCCUGUUGAUCACUCUUUGUGUUUCUUCUGUCAGUGUAUUUUUUAUUUUAUGGCAUAUCAGAAAACUGCAGGAGUUCUUGCUAUUAAAGGCACCACGUGCAAUAAAGUACGUUUGGAAAGGGCUCUUGAAAACCCAUCUCUGUACAACAGGCCAAUGUCGAGUUGGAUUCUAAAAUGCUAAUGAAUCACACGGCCAAAUGUUGAUAAAGACUGCAUGCCAAAUGUUGAUAUCCUGGAGCAGGAGGAAAUGGCAUGUGAGCACCACUCUCCUGUCCACUCAUUCUAGUGUGGGAUGUUAAAUUAAAUGGGUUAGAACGUUAUGUACAGUAUGUUAGUAUAUUGUAUCAUAUGCUGGUGAAGUAUAUACAUUUUAUUUAAUAAAAUAAUAAUGCUGCAUCAGGAUAAGUGGAAUAUGAAUCUGCAAUAAGAAUGUUUAAGAUAAAAUGUUAGUUCCGAUUGAUAGAAGAUCAGGACAAGACUAGCGAUGCACUAAAUUUCAGUUAUAAGACACUAUCAUGCUUCUCUGUCUAUAAAACUGUGUAUUUUUUGUAAAUAUUGCCAAAUGGAAACACUGCCUGAUUAAACACAAUACAUUAUAUGUUAUUAUAUUUGGGAAACUUUUUAUGGACUUAAGAUUUGCUUCUGUAGCAGAACACUUUGCUGUCGAUUAUUCUGAGUUACUCUUAGGUCUACAGCAGUAGAGUGUUGUACCGUGUUAGCCAUAGAUUGAUACACGAGAAAGUGGGGUGAAAUGACACUUUUUCAUUUUUUUUCAGUUUCUUUGUUACACCUUGCCUGAUGAAGGCGCCUGAGCUGCCUCGAAAGCUUGCGUUUGUAAUCUAUUUAGUUAGCCAAUAAAAGGUGUCAUUUCACCCCACUUUCUCGUGUAUCUUAGGUCUACGGACAUGUAAGUCAAACACAGUGUCGGUUUUUGAAAAUAAUUAAGUUGAUUAUGUGCAAUCUGCAAUUGCUUCACAAAUUUUAUACUAUAAUGUUUUAUUU
This is a messenger RNA of Polypterus senegalus (gray bichir), 6303 nucleotides long. It is a transcript of the gene cracr2aa, whose product is annotated as calcium release activated channel regulator 2Aa. The coding region runs from base 466 to 2664 and encodes 732 amino acids. The record is from RefSeq and is a predicted model, not a curated record. Gene Ontology annotation, molecular function: calcium ion binding; GTPase activity; GTP binding. NCBI's taxonomy places the organism in Eukaryota, Metazoa, Chordata, Cladistia, Polypteriformes, Polypteridae. The transcript is spliced from 19 exons.